AAACAUAAAAAAAAAUCGGCCCACUCCGAGAUUAACAGGGAUAGUUGUCAAAUUAAUUGAAGUUUUUUUUGAGAAAAAAAAACAAAAAUGGCGAAAUUUCAAAAAAAUAAAAAUUAAGAUUUUACUUAAAAAAAACGAUUAUUUUAUAUAAUUGAUCGUGCUAAAUUUUUUUCGAGUAUUUUUUCGAAAAGUUCAUUCAAAAACAAAAAUUUAAAAAAAAAAUUGUCCCCAAAAGUCAAUUUGUACAAAAGUUAUGGCUAUUUGAAUAUAAAAAGCCAUUUUUUUAGCAAAAAAUAGAAAAAUUCAUAACUUUUUUGAAGUAGGACAAAAAAUUUUGAAAAAAUUCUCAAAAAUGUUUUUCAAAGAGUAGAAAAGGAUGGAUAAGUUUCAGCAAAAUCUAAAGGGGUCGGGUUCAAAAGUGGUCGAUUUGGUAUGGAAUACCCCAUAUAUACAAAUGAGUAACAUAUUCGAGACGCAAGAUGAAGGUGUAGAGAUUCCAAUCGUUGAUAGGAUUGAGCGGCGCCAAUAUUCAGUGGGAAUAUCAAGAACGCAACAAAACUCAGAUAUACUUGAAGCGUUAAAAACGAUCAUUACGGGCCAAAGGAAUAUUCAGGAAAGGCUGGAAAAAUUGGAGGAAAAUGUAGUUAUAAUUUUGCAGAACCAAAAAACGCUUAGUGAAGGCCAAUCGUCACUGGUUCACAACCAAACUGCAAUAUUUGAAAAAGUGAAUGAGAUGGAGUCGAAAAUUGUCGAAAAGGCUGAGGUUUUGGCGCAAAAUAAGGCAAUCAGAGAGUGCAAAGUUCUCUUAAAACGAGUAGAGCAGUCAGUGUGCCGCAUGACCGGCGAAGUGACUGAUAAAGAGCUGGACGACGUCGCUAGCACUUUUCCAAUUGAGUCGCAAGCAAUAGUUGCGGAAGUGGGGGAUAGACUGCAAAGCCAGGACUAUGCCCAAACAAUGACUACAUUCCUUCACAAACUUAAAGGCGCCAGUAAUAAUGUGGCUGACGUAAUGCCUAAGGUUUUCACGGAUGAGCUUUUGGAAGGUUACAAUUGGGAUGGCAGGUGGAGCAAGAAAUCCCUAUGCAAGUUGGCGCUGGUUGAUACCAUUUUAAGAAAUGUGUUUCAACAACAAGGAUAUAGAAGUUUCGAGGAAAACAUAAAGCGAUCAGUACUGCUCAGCCAUCAUAGGUUAAAAUAGCGCACAUAUUUAAAGAAAAAAAGGAAACAAUAAUUGAAUUGAAAUGAAG
This is a messenger RNA of Bactrocera dorsalis (oriental fruit fly), 1247 nucleotides long. RefSeq lists its product as uncharacterized. Lineage: Eukaryota; Metazoa; Arthropoda; Insecta; Diptera; Tephritidae. The transcript is spliced from 6 exons. The record is from RefSeq and is a predicted model, not a curated record. Bases 377 to 1198 code for a protein of 273 amino acids.